AUGAGUGACAAUAUAGAAAAUCCCAGAGAUGAUAACGAGAAUGAAGAUAGGAACAAUAUAUUUUUGUAUAAUAACGAAAUAAGUAACGAGGGGAGUGAUUCUUGCAAUGUAUUAUGUUUAUUUCUUUUUUUCCUUUCCUUAUUUUUUAUUAUGAUUAUUAGUGCUGAUAAUAAUACUGCUCACACAUUUUCAAGCCCAACAAACAACAACAACAAUAAUAAUAAUAAUAAUACUGAUAAUAAUGAUAAUAGUAAUAAUAGUAAUAAUAGCAACAUUAAUAAUAAGAAGAAUUACAUAAAUAAUAAUAAUAAUCAUAGUAAUUAUAAUAAUUAUUUUGAUGACGACCCCUCCAUUAAAUAUAGAAAGAAUAACAACAUUUAUAAGGAUAAUAUAAAUGAUGAGUUUUUAAAAAAAGAAGACAAUGAUAAUAUUAUGAAUAAUAUGUUAGAUAAUAUAUUAAUACAAUGUUUACAUUUUAAAGGAGCUUAUAAAAUAAGAAAUAAGAAUAAUAACAAUAUGUCCGAUGGGAUAUUUGAAGCUAAAUUAGUUACCUUAAAAUUAGCUCUUAACAAUGUAACCAAAUCUUAUAUAUUUUUUUAUUUUAAUCCUUAUGAUAAUAACAAUACUAAUCAUAAUAUAUAUAUAUUAAAUGACAUUCCUAAACAAUAUAAAUAUUUAGGAUUUAAUGGUAUAAAUAUAAAUAAAGAGAACAGAUAUAUUUUUAAUGGACAGGGUUAUAAUAUCUCAACAUUUUGUCAACUCAAAAAUAAUGUAAAAAAAAAAAAUGAAGCAUAUAAAUAUGCCCACACAAAUAUAUAUAACAAUAAUGAUAAUAAUAAUAAUAAUAAUAAUAAUAUUAAUGGGGUUAAUGAAAAUUGCCUUUGUAAUUAUACCAUAAAUAUUAAUCAAUAUAUUAAUAAAUACGAAUCCGUAUCCUUAAGAGAAGUAGAUGAAUCCUAUCUAUACUCUCUCAAAGGAUAUAUAUUAGAUGAACAAGAAUAUUAUAAAAAUUAUUUACAAAAUGAAUAUAUCAAACUUUAUAAAAAUUAUAUUAGCUAUAUACAAAAAUAUUAUCAUACACAUUAUAUUGAAAAGGAAAAUAUGAUCCAUUUUCAUUCAUUAGGAAAUGUUAAUGAAGAAAUUAUAAAACACCAAUCCAAAUUAGAAAGUGCGAAACAAAAUGAUAAAGAAUUAUCGUAUGUCACUCUAAAAAAGGUAAAACAUGAAAGUGGUACUAUACCUAACCAUAACACGGAAAGGGAAUAUACCUCCAAUGUUGAUAAUAAUGAUGGGAAUAAUAAAAAUAAUGAUGGGAAUAAUAAAAAUAAUGAUGAGAAUAAUAAUAACAGUGAUGGGAAUAAUAAUAACAAUGAUGGGAAUAAUAAAUAUAACGAUGUAAAUAAUAAAUAUAACGAUGUAAAUAAUAAAAAUAAUGAUGUAAAUAAUAAAUAUAAUGAUGGGCAUAACAAAAAUAAUAACGAACAUGUUACUAAUGCACAUUAUGAUGGAUAUAUAUAUUCCAACAACUGUAAUUUGUUGAUUUCCUUUGAAGGUAUAGAUAUUGAUAAAAAAUACAUUUCCACAAAAGUUUUAAAUUUCUCCAUUUUAUUUAAUAUAAAAUCUAUUAUCGAAAUAAGUUUAUUCUGGAGUCAAAUAGGAACGAGUGGAUCUAUUCCAGGAGCAUCAAGGAUUUCUUUAAUUUCUAUAUGUUUGAAUUCCCUUAUAGACAUAUUUGAAUCAUUAUUACUUUUAUAUGAAGUGUUAUUAUCGAAAUUAUUAUUAAUACAUUUUAUUUUAAUGAUUUUGUUAAAAUUUUUAUUAUUUACUAUAAUGGAAGUCAGAUAUGUACUUAUCGUAUGGAAAGCUAAUCAUCAACAUGAAGUUAAUGAAGGUUGGGAACAUAUGCAAAGGAAAUUAAGUAAAUUAUAUAAAUAUUAUUAUGGUAGUAUCUUUUUAUUAAUUCUUCUAUUUUAUUAUGUUUUCCCUUUUUUUCCAUAUAUCUUAUUAAUAUUAUAUUUAUGUUGGUUACCACAAAUACUUUUAGAUAUAUGGAGAGGACAACGUAAUUCGGUAGAUAUUAAAUUUGUUUUUAUAUUAUCCUUAUGUCGUUUAUACCUACCCAUUUAUAUUUAUUUAUAUCCACAUAAUAUAUUUCAAUUAGAUAAUUUCUCACAGCUUAUAGAUACAUCUAAUACAAUGUUUAGCAUACUAAUAAUUUUUAUUGUAUUUAUACAAUGUAUCUAUAUGCUCUUACAAAGAAUUUAUGGACCUAGAUAUUUUGUUAAUAUAGAUCUCUUACCACAUGUUCAUAAUUAUUAUAAAACUAUCGAUGUCAAUUUUGAAGCUGGAAUACCUGAAUGUGUUAUAUGUAUGUAUGACAUAGUAUUAAAGCCUAACAAAUAUUGUGUAACUCCAUGCUACCACAUUUUUCAUGAAAAGUGUUUGCAACAGUGGAUGGACAUAAAACUGGAGUGCCCAACGUGUCGUGGUCCCCUCCCCAACUUUUCUUAA
Plasmodium falciparum 3D7 is the source of this 2511-nucleotide messenger RNA. RefSeq names its product E3 ubiquitin-protein ligase. Gene Ontology annotation, cellular component: endomembrane system. Lineage: Eukaryota; Apicomplexa; Aconoidasida; Haemosporida; Plasmodiidae. The record is from RefSeq and is a predicted model, not a curated record. Gene Ontology annotation, molecular function: ubiquitin protein ligase activity.